This is a messenger RNA of Scomber scombrus (Atlantic mackerel), 1431 nucleotides long. It is a transcript of the gene endou, whose product is annotated as endonuclease, polyU-specific. The record is from RefSeq and is a predicted model, not a curated record. The coding region runs from base 1 to 1296 and encodes 431 amino acids. Gene Ontology annotation, biological process: immune response. Gene Ontology annotation, molecular function: polysaccharide binding; RNA endonuclease activity; scavenger receptor activity. Lineage: Eukaryota; Metazoa; Chordata; Actinopteri; Scombriformes; Scombridae. The transcript has 10 exons.
AUGAAGAUCAUUGCUGUCUUUGCGCUUUGCAUGACCCUGUUCUGCCAGGGAUACGGCAACCCCCUGGCCUCCUGUCAGGGUCGCUGUGGUUAUGGAACGGACAGUAAUUUCUCCUGUCAGUGUAACCCAUCCUGUGAACGCUUCAAAGACUGUUGUUCAGACUACGCUGAGUUGUGUAAAGCUGGAUCCACUUCUUGUAAAGGCAGAUGUGGCGAGAACUACAACUCUCAGAACAAGUGCCACUGUAACUCCAAGUGCACCCAGCACAACAACUGCUGCAGUGACUAUGCAGACCUCUGCAAUACUGGAGCCAUGUCUUGUAAAGGCAGAUGUGGUGAGAAUUACAACUCUCAGAACAAGUGCCACUGCAACUCCAAGUGCGCCCAGCACAACAACUGCUGCAGCGACUACGCAGAUCUCUGCAACAGUGAAGGGGGCGGUGGUGGUGGUGGUGGUGCCGUCAUCACUGAUGUUGAGAUCAAGGCUGUCUCUGAAGCACUUUACGCUCUGGACUCAAACAAGGCCUCAGCUUCAGAGCUGAUCAUUGACCCUCAAGCUCUGGUGCCAGACUCUCAGACCAGCUCCCAGACAGAUCUUUCCUCUGUGCCCUUGUUCAGCUACGUGGAUGAGGGGGUUUUGUUCUCCAGGCCCACCUACGCCGCUUUCCUGGCUGUGUUGGACAACUACAACAGGAUGACCGGACAGGCGGAGGACUUCAGUCCCCAGCAGCUGGCUGAGCAGGAAACCUUUGUCAGGGAGACCAUGUCCAACACCGAGCUGGGCAGAGAGCUGUUUGCCUUCCUCUACACCAAGGGUGUUUAUGCAACCGAGGAGGAUUUCAUUUAUGACCUGAAGAUGAUGUGGUUCGGUCUGUACUCACGCAACAACAACAGGAUGGACUCCAGUGGCUUUGAACACAUCUUUGCAGGAGAGGUCAAGGGAGGAAAGGUGUCUGGUUUCCACAACUGGAUCCAGUUUUAUCUUCUUGAGAAGAGUGGACUGCUGAACUACUACAGCCACAGCUUCAACGGGCCUUGGACUAACUACCCCGAUGUUAUGGGAAUGCAGUUCAAAUGGGAUGGCUACUUCAAGCAGGUCGGGUCUGCAAUCAUUGGCUGCAGCCCUGAAUUUGACUUUGCCCUUUACAGCCUCUGCUACAUCACUCGCCCUGGAAAACAGUGUCGUCUGAGCCUGGGAGGACAGGAGCUGAUUAUCCAAACUUACACCUGGGAAAAGACUUUCUAUGGUGAUGGGAAGAAGUUUAUUGGCUCUGCUUUUCCUUCAACUCCCAGAUAAACUAACGAGUAUGGUUUAUGGCCUGCUCUAUGUGAAAAGUGCCAUGUGAUAAGUCCUGUUGUGAUUUGGCGCUAUAUAAAUAAAACUUACAUAACUCGACUUAUGGAGGAGCCUGCUAGUGUGUCAUUACACUCA